Molecule: messenger RNA, 969 nt
Organism: Papaver somniferum (opium poppy)
Lineage: Eukaryota; Viridiplantae; Streptophyta; Magnoliopsida; Ranunculales; Papaveraceae
Product: protein MAINTENANCE OF MERISTEMS-like
Exons: 3
Coding region: 1-969 (322 amino acids)
Source: RefSeq, a predicted model, not a curated record
AUGGAACAAGAAGGUAAUGCUGGUAAGGGUGUUAGUGGUGAUGAUGAUGAUGCUGAGGAGGAGGAGGAUGAGGGUAAUGCUGGUAAGGGUGAUCAUAAGAAUGACGUACGUCUUUUCAGGCGACAAUCUUCUUAUGCGAAAAUGUCCCUGUGGGAACUAAAGGAUGAAUGUGAAAGAGUCAAGGAUAUUAUUGAAAAAUUUGCUUUGUAUACUGUUGUUGUGAACUCUGUGAUUUCCUAUGACAAGGUUGCAGUAUCAAGUUUCCGUGAGAGGUUUUACGGAGAAACCCAUACCUUCCAAUUCCCUUUUGGUGAGAUGGCAUUGAUACCCGAUGAUGCAGAUCAGAUUUUAGGGCUGCCGGUGGAAGGAAAAUCCACCAACGAAAAGUUCAAGAAAAGGCUUAGUUGGGAAGAAAUUUAUGGAUUGACCGAGAGAUUGUUUGGCUGGGAUCAAGAGACCACGAAUGGCAUGUUCGUGAAGGGAAAGAAAUACCCGAAGAAAGAGUUCAAACUCGUUGAGAUUAGGGAGAUGUUUGCUGGAACACUAAUCAGAGAGCAAGUUGAAGGUCUAUCUGAUAUGCAAUGUCGUUAUGCAGCGGCUGGGUAUUUUUUGUACACACUUGCAUCGGUUAUAUUUCCCGACAGUAAGGAUAACCGGGUGAGUGUCAGCCUUCUUCAACUUUUGGAUCAUUUGGAAGAUGUAAAGGACUACUCUUGGGGGACUGCCAUGGUAGCACAUUUGAAUUGUCAGUUAUCAACUGCAUCUCGAGAACGAUAUUCUCAAAUCCAUGGGAAUACGGCUCUACUCCAGGUGUGGAUUUACGACUGUUUCCCUUCAUUGAUCAAAGAUAAUCCCGACAUCAAAAUCAACCCAGAAUGGAACAAAAAUAAACCAAGAGGCACUCGAUACUUGUACACUGGAUGUCAGGAUAAGGAACAAAAGGAUGCUUUGUUAGUGGUACGCUUCUAA